GAACUGAUUAAUCAUCUGGAUUCGAUGAGCAGUGCCGAUGCUGUGAUCAGAAUUGGAAUAGCAACAGUGCUGUCAAAUAUAGUAUCAAUUGCUGGAACAAGUAUAGGUCCGCUGCUGCUGUCGAUUUUCAAUUCUUUGCUGAAGCACUUGAGGACAUCUGUUGACUUCGAGCGAUCAGAAAAGUGCAAAGAUUCGGAAGCGGAAAAGAUGUAUCAGGAAGCCCUGAUCAAUGCCAUGGGCGAUUUUGCGAAUGCGCUACCGGAUUACCAAAAAGUAAGGGUUGUCAUUUUCUCAGAGUUGGCCGUGGAAAUGAUGAUGUUCACCGUCGGCAACAUCCCCAAUUUGGACGAAAAGCGCGUGAAACAAGGAGACGAAUUCUUGCAGCACGUGCUGGUUAAAACAUUGUUGAAGGUAGCGACAAAAUAUCGAACUGCUUACCUGGCUACUGUAUUCACCGACUCAUUUCUGCACACACUCAUACAACUAGCUCUUGUCAAGGAUCCUCAAGUACGACUUGGAACUCAGCAAAUAUUUCACACUUUGCUAGACAGACACGACAAUUUGUCACAUUUGGCCCAUCUGCCCUAUGUUCUUGACGUAUCCGAUGUACAACUGACUGUCGAGAAAUGCUCUAGAGCUGAUCAAAUGUUUAUGAGGAAACAUAUCCACGAUAUGACGCAUAUGCUUUAUCGAGCUGUAAUUCUCGUAGUAGAUGAUUCUUAUAUGCAGCAACACAUGGAUGCUAUCCAGUGCACAAUGAGUCUGCUGUGCAUAGAAGUAGGCUUUGAUGAGACCCUUAUCGAACUUUUCCGGCUAGCAUUUGCACUACAACUGUUAGCACUUGACCCGUUGCAUCCAUUUACUGCGGAUAAAAGGAUAGCCCUACAUAAUCUAGUGGCGAAGUACAUGAAUCUGGCAGCUCAACUGAUGGCGAAUCCUUCACUCUGUCAGCAUGUGCAGCAGGUUGUUGCAUGUCGAGCUCAGCGUGGUCCGCCUGGCAUGAACCUUCUCUUGCACGAGGACCAGGUUCAGCUGGUCGGUGAAAAUGUUGAAGAAUCGGAAAGAGUGGAUCUGGGUUCACUUGCAGAAAGUGAUGGCAUGCUGUUCGAUAGAACCGACGUAGCCGAUUGUCUCAAGGCAGCCGGCAAGGACGUGUCACGAUUGCCACUGCCAUUCACCAUCUCAUCAAGUAAGUCUGUCGAUCAGGCGGAAACCGACGAAGCGGAUGGACGAGCGUCACCUCCCCUUCCGAUGGGUUCGUAUUCUUAUGUUUAA
This is a messenger RNA of Cylicostephanus goldi, 1275 nucleotides long. NCBI's taxonomy places the organism in Eukaryota, Metazoa, Nematoda, Chromadorea, Rhabditida, Strongylidae. The record is from the annotation of a GenBank genome assembly.